CAAGGGGGACGGGGCUAGCCGGACCUCUGCUUGGGCGCGCGAAGAUGACAUCACUCGGCGCGUGCCCGGGUAGCCCGUGGUAGCACCCAGUCUGAGGAAGUGGAGACCCGCGGGCAGGCGGCUGAGACAGGGGACUGAAAGUUGUGGAACCCCAAUUUGUGACAUCAGGUGUUUUUUGGAAAGCAGCGGGACUGAUAGGAAGCCCCUUCUGAGAUUUUACCAAAGUUCUUGAACAGUACUACCAUGGACAUAAAGCUGGAUCCCUCUCGAGAUGACCUGCCUCUCAUGGCCAACACCAGCCACAUACUUGUGAAACACUAUGUAUUGGAUUUAGAUGUGGAUUUUGAAAGUCAAAUCAUUGAAGGCACCAUAGUGCUUUUCUUCGAGUCUGGAAACAGAUUCAAGAAAUGGAGUAGUUCCACCGAGGUAGCCUGCCGAUCAGAGUCAAACGAAGCCUGCCGAUUUAGGAUGCCUGAACCCUGUCAGAUUCCUGUGACAAGUACAAAGACCUUCUCAUCUAAAAUAGGAUAUGAUGAUUUUGUAAUCUGUGGUAAAGGUGGAAAAGACACUUCUGGGAAAGAUGGUAACCAUGGCAACCAGGAACAGGCUUCUGGGAUUUCUAGCUCCAAGCACUGCUGUGACGCAGGGAAUCAUGGGAGUGAGGAGUUCUUGCUAGUGCUGGACUGCUGUGACUUAUCUGUGCUGAAGGUUGAGGAGGUGGAUGUUGCUGCUGCGCCAGGUAUUGAAAAGUUUACGAGGUCUCCCGAGCUCAGGAAUCAGAUUGUACAUGACCUCGUGGCUCUGCCUGCAGAUCGCUGGAGGGAGCAGUUAGACUGUUAUGCUCGCUGCAGCCAGGCCCCUGGCUGCGGGGAACUCCUGUUUGACACUGACCCUUGGAGCUUGCAGAUCAGGAAGACAGGGGCUCAGACAGCUACUGACUUUCCUCAUGCCAUAAGGAUACGGUACAGAACCAAACCCCAGGGGCGAUCAGUCACAUGGACCUCAGACCAGAGUGGCAGGCCAUGUGUUUAUACUGUGGGAUCUCCCAUAAACAACAGGGCCCUUUUUCCAUGCCAGGAGCCACCCGUUGCCAUGUCAACAUGGCAGGCUACAGUUCGAGCAGCUGCAUCCUUUGUUGUUUUAAUGAGCGGGGAGAAUUCUGCGAAGCCAACACAGCUUCGGGAAGGCUACUCAAGUUGGUAUUACUACGUCACCAUGCCAAUGCCAGCCUCCACCUUCACAAUUGCAGUGGGAUCCUGGACAGAAGUGAAGCCGGAGAUCUGCUCACCAAAUGAUCUGGCAAUAGAGAGAUCCUCCUCACCUUCUGAAGCUGACUUCAGGUAUGUUGGCUUUUGUGGUCACAUGGAAUACCCCUGCCGCUUCCAGAAUGCUUCUGCCACCACCCAGAAGAUCAUUCCUCAUCGGGUCUUUGCUCCAGUGUGCCUGAAGAGUGCCUGCCAGGAGACCCUUCUGCCGCUCAUCCCUCCUUGCCUCUCCGCAGCAUACUCUGUCCUGGGAACACACCCAUUCUCCAGGCUGGAUAUACUCAUUGUCCCUGCCAACUUUUCAAGUCUGGGGAUGGCCAGCCCACACAUCGUCUUCCUCUCUCAGAGCACCUUGACUGGAAUGAGCCAGCUCUGUGGGACCCGUCUCUGCCAUGAAAUUGCUCAUGCCUGGUUUGGCCUGGCGAUUGGGGCUCGAGACUGGACAGAGGAGUGGCUGAGUGAAGGGUUCGCCACUCACUUGGAAGAUGUGUUCUGGGCCAAGGCACAGCAGCUGGCCCCCCACGAGGCGCAGGAGCAGCAGGAGCUGAGGGCUUGCCUGCGCUGGCAUCGCCUCCAGGACGAGGUGCAGAACUCCCCGGAGGAAAUGCAGGUGUUGAGAUACCCCAUGGCCUUGAAAUAAUGGACCAAGAACAAUUUAGAAGUCUUAGUUUCACAUUGCCAGAUGCAACGGAAACUUCAACUUACCUUUGCAACAACUUUCAACAUGGUUGACCACUCUUUCUAAAAACACUUUCUUCUCUUGGCUUCUAUGUCACACUCUCCUUGAUUACCUUCUGCUUCACUGCUGGUCCUUCCUCACCUCUCCUGCUGGCUAUUUAGCAUCUUCCCUUAGGUGACUCAUGGUUCCGAAAGACUGGUUAAGGUGUCCAACAUCAUAUAGCUGAUUAAGGGCAGAGUGGGGAUUGAAAUAAUCCUCUUUUCCCUACUCUAUCUCCCUGCCUCUGAAGAACUCAAUAUAGCAUUUAGUUGCGGUUUAAAAAAAAAAAGAAAGAAAGAAAGAAAACUCCAGGCAUCCUGAACUGUGGAAGGACCUGAAGGUUGUGUUGAGAAAAGAAUUCUUAGACCAAAGCAUCUUUGUGUUUUCACACAUAAGAGUGCAUCUGAUUAUUUCAGUCAAUAUAGGGAAACAGCAAAUUCAAUAUUGUGUUGAUGAUAUUAAAGGAGUAUUAACAAAGUGAGAAGAGAAAAAUUAAAAUUAUGCUUGUCUCUGACUUGCUAAUUUCAGUAAUUUAUAAGACCUGUUCCAUGAGUGCCUUCCAUAUACCCAGUGUUGAAUUACGGCUCUCAUCAAAUGUGUCUUAAAUUGACCUAGUGGUAAGUUUUAUUUGGUUACAGCAGUUCCUUGUGUUUUCCUAGCUUUCUCAGCCUUCACUGGCUGGGGAGCCUGUAACGUGCCUGCAGGCUCCUAAGGCAUAGUUUCAAAAGGCUAGGGUCACAUUACUACUGGCUCCAUGCCUUUUCUCAUUUGUUAAUUAUUAAAAUGCCUUUCCCAUAGACGAGACCCCAGUGGCUGUCUCCAGACCCUCCCUCACCUCUCCACCACUCCGGGCAGAACCGUUCACCCUGCAAAGCCUGAUCUUAUUGCCUUUCCACUCUCCCCGGCCUGGCGGCCACCGCUUUACUCUCUCUUAUUCCUUUCCCCAACCCCCGGCCUAAAAGCCCCUCCCUGUCCAGUGCAGCAGCCCUGACUCUUGACAAGCAAGGUGCCUUCUGAAAGGCUCCCGUGCCUCUGGUCUCCAGGGUAUAGCUGCAUCCGGCCUCUUCUAAGUGCGUUCAGUCAGCGCAUCAUGACUGGUCAGCGGGAUGGAAGAGCUACGGUGGCAGGGUCAGAAGAAAUCUCUGUUGGUUUUUAUUGUUUGUGAUUUAUUAUCACUUCCCCCCUUUUCUGGAUUCAUUGUUAAAAGUCAAGCUCGUGCUGAGAAAACCUUAAAAUAUAUCACGUUGAAGAGGUGCUGACAAGCCCAGAGUCUGACGUGGCUCUUUCUAGCUACUGCCUCCACAGUUGAUACGGUUCUAGGGAAAUGUGAGCUCUUUUUCUAUCUUCCUCGUGAAUCCCUCGCUGCUCCCCCCCCAUUACAAAGACAUGCCAUAAUAAGAGGAAACCCUUCAAGUCUGUAACUCUAUCUAUGGCCAAAAUGGAAUGUUCCUGCCACGAGUCCUGUGAAUUUGCACAGUACCUAAGCACUGUUUUCCAUUUUUCCCUUAAAAGCCUAUGUAUAAACCUUCUCUAGUAUGCAUGAAGUCUUCACCUUUAAAGUUUUUUUCAAAAUUCUUAUUUCUAAUCCUUCAAGAACACAGCAGUCUUUUCCCACCCACGUGUGGGAACGUGUCCAUCCAUAGCCACACAAGCCUUUCUCAUGGAAAAACUCCAGCCCAGAGUGUCAGUCUUCACCACUGCCCCUCCGCCCUGAGCCUGAACACUCCCCGGAAUUCUUCUUUCAGUCUUCCCUGGCCCUGCGGGCACAAAUAAAUCCCUUCGCUCCUCCUGCAGCUCCUUUCUGUGUUGCCUUUGGUAUCUGUUCCAGACCUUCCCCACCCUCCCUUCCUUCCCUUGCUCCUGCCCCAAAGGGAAGACUGCCGCCGCCAGCCUUUGAUUCUGUAAGCACAGCAGCGUCCACGUCUAGCCUGACCUCUCAGAUGUCUGAGUGCCAACCUGACAGUCUCAGUACAGCUAAAGAGAAAUGUCUGGUUCCAGAAACAGAACUAGAAAUGAGUAUGCCUUGAUGCAUAUCACAGAGCUACAUAUAUGAGUGCGCUUUAGACCCCUCUGCCUAUAAGGGAGACGUGAAGGAAGAUUAGCAUACCAAGGGAGGAAGAAGUUCCCAUCACUUUGGACGUGAACCGGGGUCACAAGUCUAGGGAAAAUUGUUCCUAAGGACCCUGUGCCCUUAUGAUCACCAGAUUCUGUAAACAUAGUUUACCUUAUUAGGCUUAACUCAUUAGGCUCCUCUCCUCUUAAUCUUACCAUAUUAGGCUCCUCUGCUUUGUUUGGUACUGUUAAUAGCUCUUUCCUUCUGGAAAUUUCUAUCACCUGACUUUCACGGCUGCCCCUCUUCUGGUUCUCCUUGGUCCCCUCUGCCGUCCCCUUUCCAUCUCCUUCACAGUCUUCAUCUUCCUGUACUUAGAGUUGGCCUUCCCUAGGGGACCCCUCCUGACUGCUCAUCCUCCUGGAGUGGUUUCAUUUAAACAUUUUCUUUUAGUGGGGGUUCCUCCGAAGCAGAUGAAAUUCUUGUUAAAGAGAUUUGUUAGGAAGAAGUCUCAGGAGGGAAAAAUGGAAGGGAGAAUGGACAGUCAAGCUGGGUGCCAUGAUAUCAAGUCAGGUUAUACAGGAGUGCUCUGGAGGCAGUGUGGGUCAGCUUCAGAGUGGUCCCCAUCAGGGGCAAGGAGCCCAGAGUGCGAAUGUCCCAGCACCUGUCAUCAUUGCUGAGAGAGAAAUGCAUUCCAGGUGCUUCUGGUUCUUGUGUUCACAGGCACAAUAGGCUCAGGCAACCUGAGGGCCACAUCUGACAAAGAGUCACAGAGAACAUGCCAAGAGCUUAUGUGAACACAAAUGAUGAAGGGGUCCCAUGGGAUAUGAGUGGGGCAUGGGCACAGCUGGCCACACCUCUUGUCUGUGCUGCAGGCUCCCAAACCUCCAGCUCUCUCUUAAAGAUCAGAUAUGGAUGCUGAACUGUCCAUCUGACACCAUCUCUCCCUGGUGGCUCAGAUGGUAAAGAAUCUGCCUGCAAUGCUGGAGACCCAGGCUCGAUCCCUGGGUUGGGAAGAUCCCCUGGCGAAGGGAAUGGUUA
Molecule: messenger RNA, 5074 nt
Organism: Cervus elaphus (red deer)
Lineage: Eukaryota; Metazoa; Chordata; Mammalia; Artiodactyla; Cervidae
Gene: AOPEP
Product: aminopeptidase O (putative)
Exons: 8
Coding region: 244-1905 (553 amino acids)
Cellular component (GO): nucleolus
Molecular function (GO): metalloaminopeptidase activity; zinc ion binding
Source: RefSeq, a predicted model, not a curated record